AUGAAUUGUGGCAAAUUGGCAAGCAUCAGAUUGGUGCUUAAUUAUUGUGGCCGUUCUAAAGGCUAUGCCUAUGUUGAGUUCGCUCAUCCUGCUUCUGUCAAUGAAGCCUUAAAACUAGAUCGCAGUUUUAUUAGUGACCUGGAUAAAAAGCAUGAUGCCGAUGUCUGCGAAAACACUUUGGAUCAACGUCCCAUGUUUGUCAGCAUCUGCGAUACUACGGGAAAGAUGAGAGGUCCAACUGCCUUUAGUUUUUCUGGGGGGCUUGAGCCAAAUAAACUCUUUGUUAAAAAUUUGGACAAAAAGGUCACGAAAAAUGCGUUGAUGACGAUAUUUGGCCAGGCCAUAUCCCUCUUGAAUUGCAUCUUUUUUCAUUCGCCUUUUUAUUAUGGUCAACUAGUGGAUGUGCGUAUCUCUACUUUUCGUGACGGUUCACCAAAGGGCCAUGCAUACAUUGAAUUCCUUACUCCCGAUGAGGCUAGCCGCGCCCUAGUGGCUACAGAUGGACUUCUGGUCGGUGACAGUAUGUUGUCCGUUGCAAUCAGCAAUCCACCGCCUAGAAUUCCCCAAAAAAACCGGACAGAUUUCUCAUCUACCACCAAGUCAAAUCAGAUUGAGUCGAAGAAACGAGAAUACAUGCAUUCCCGAACAAAACUGAGCCUUGGUAAUGAGAAACUUGGUCCGAAAGGUCAGCCCGAUCGUGUGGAAUUCCGACCAUCCGAAGACCUCGCCUCUUCUGCUUUAGAAAGGGCUUCAUUCGACUCGAAAUCCUCAAAGACUAAUCAAGAUUUUCGAAAAUUCUUUUUAGAUCUUAAAUAA
Molecule: messenger RNA, 816 nt
Organism: Protopolystoma xenopodis
Lineage: Eukaryota; Metazoa; Platyhelminthes; Monogenea; Polystomatidea; Polystomatidae
Source: the annotation of a GenBank genome assembly